AUGCUACCCGCUUCCGCAUCGCCAACCGCCCUGCUGCUCAUCGACAUCCAGCAGGGCAUGAGGCACGCGUCGCACUGGGGCCCAGAGAGAAGCACACCAGAGUUCGAGUCGAACGUCGGAUCCGUGUUGCAAGCCGCUCGCGUGUACAUCCAAGGCCGGCCAGACAAGCCCAUCCUCAUCAUCCAUGUCCACAACCACUCCGCGAGACUGACUUCACCGCUGCACCCGACGUAUAUAUUCCCGGACGGCGUCGCGCCGAUGGACGUCGCAGCCCCCGUUGCCCCGGAGCCGGUGCUCGUCGAGGGCGUCAACUCAGCCUUCAUAGGGACCGAUCUGGAGAUGCGAUUAAGAGCGUUCAAGACGGAGCAGCUGGUCGUCCUUGGGCUGAGCACCGACGAGUGCGUGAGUACAACUGUGAGAAUGGCGGCCAAUUUGAAGGUUCUUGAACGGGAUGCCGCUGGGAGCCGGGUCGAGAGCAGGAUAGUUUUGUUGAGCGACGCCACGGCCGCUUGGGCGAAAGGCGGGUUCGGCGCCCGGAACAUUCAUGAGGUUCACCUUGCAAGUCUAAAUGGCCAGUUUGCGAGGGUGGAAGCGACCGAGGAUGCCAUCAAGGCCAUCUUGCGUUAG
Molecule: messenger RNA, 627 nt
Organism: Metarhizium acridum CQMa 102
Lineage: Eukaryota; Fungi; Ascomycota; Sordariomycetes; Hypocreales; Clavicipitaceae
Source: RefSeq, a predicted model, not a curated record